This is a messenger RNA of Ruditapes philippinarum (Manila clam), 1027 nucleotides long. RefSeq lists its product as uncharacterized. The coding region runs from base 168 to 902 and encodes 244 amino acids. Lineage: Eukaryota; Metazoa; Mollusca; Bivalvia; Venerida; Veneridae. The record is from RefSeq and is a predicted model, not a curated record. Gene Ontology annotation, molecular function: zinc ion binding; nucleic acid binding. The transcript has a single exon.
GUAACGUAUGUCAUUUUGUCAUUUUACAUCUGUAAUACUAUAUAAGAAGAUUGCACGGGUUUUUCGUGAGGCGGGAAUUUUGUAUACAUGUAUUACACAUGUUAAGAAUGUUAUUCAUUCGACGGGCGUUACUGAAAGGGUAAAGUUGUUUCAUAGUUCGCCUAAUUAUGUCUGACGAAGAAGCACACAGUGAACACGAAAAUACAAGAGGAGAAAGCGAGUUAGACAAAGCUUUAAACAGGCAGAGAAGUAUUUUUCUAGAUGAGCUAGAGACAAGGUUCAGCAGUUUUUCAGCUAAGCGUUCAUCUCCUGAUUUAGGCUUCAAAUUCAAAAGUGAAGGGAACAAGGUACAAUUUGACUUUAAUUCAGAUAGAAUUGAGGGACUUUCACGCAUUCGAGAUCUUUGCGCGGUCAGCGUUCAAGCUACAAAAAGUACUGUGGACAAAGAAAUUGAUUCUUUAAAACAGAGAAAUAAAAUACUCAAAAUCGCAGACAAACAUGGAUGGGACACAGUUCGUGAGUACACUGACAGUCCUCUUGCUGAUGAUUCUGAAGACGCAUCUAAUCUACGAGCUGCUAUCUCCCGCGCCAUGCGGAGCAGACGAUAUCAGCCCUAUCAGCGUUCCAGCACUGCCUCCGCCGCACCUCAACAAAAGACACAGGGUCUUUUUCGUAGGUUUCAGGGAGACAAUGAAACAAAUAUGUCAUCAAGGUUUGGACCAGGCCAGCCUCUACCAGCGAGAUUCGGUGUCGGCCCAUGUUUCGCAUGCCAUCUGUACGGACACUUCGCCAAACAGUGCCCUUACGUUCAGAGAAACACAGUCAAGCCGGCUACACGAGAAGACCAAAGAAAACCCACAGUUACAGACAUCCCAAUCAACGACAACGGCAGCGGCAAUUAAACAAGUUGAGUACGAUUUUUAUAUAAAAGGUGACAAUAAAUCAGAAAUCUUUCAAUCUGAGAAUAGUAAAUGUAACGUUUUUGUCAGAAAUAGUCUUAUUAAAUGUAUAGAUUUUUGGCGAAAUG